AUGCUCCAGCUCCAUGGAACCAUCUCCCACGACAUAUCAAGACUGUAUUUCAGUUAUUCGUCAUCUUCUGUAACACACAGAUCAAGGCUGUAUUUCAGUUAUUCGUCAUCUUCUGUAACACACAGAUCAAGACUGUAUUUCAGUGAUUCGCCAUCUUCUGUAACACACAGAUCAGGACUGUAUUCAACUGAUUCGUCAUCUUCUGUAACACACAGAUCAAGACUGUAUUUCAGUGGUUCGUCAUCUCCUGUAACACACAGAUCAAGACUGUAUUCCAGUUAUUCGUCAUCUUCUGUAACACACAGAUCAAGACUGUAUUCCAGUUAUUCGUCAUCUCCUGUAACACACAGAUCAAGACUGUAUUCCAGUUAUUCGUCAUCUUCUGUAACACACAGAUCAAGACUGUAUUUCAGUGAUUCGCCAUCUUCUGUAACACACAGAUCAAGACUGUAUUUCAGUUAUUCGUCAUCUUCUGUAACACACAGAUCAAGACUGUAUUCCAGUUAUUCGUCAUCUCCUGUAACACACAGAUCAAGACUGUAUUCCAGUUAUUCGUCAUCUUCUGUAACACACAGAUCAAGACUGUAUUUCAGUGAUUCGUCAUCUUCUGUAACACACAGAUCAAGACUGUAUUUCAGUUAUUCGUCAUCUUCUGUAACACACAGAUCAAGACUGUAUUUCAGUUAUUCGUCAUCUCCUGUAACACACAGAUCAAGACUGUAUUCCAGUUAUUCGUCAUCUUCUGUAACACACAGAUCAAGACUGUAUUUCAGUGAUUCGCCAUCUUCUGUAACACACAGAUCAGGACUGUAUUCCAGUGAUUCGCCAUCUUCUGUAACACACAGAUCAAGACUGUAUUCCAGUGAUUCGCCAUCUUCUGUAACACACAGAUCAGGACUGUAUUCAACUGAUUCGCCAUCUUCUGUAACACACAGAUCAGGACUAUAUUCAACUGAUUCGUCAUCUUCUGUAACACACAGAUCAAGACUUUAUUCAACUGAUUCGUCAUCUUCUGUAACACACAAAUCAAGACUGUAUUCCAGUGGUUCGUCAUCUUCUGUUAAACACAUAUCUAGACUGUAUUCCAGUGGUUCGUCAUCUCCUGUAACACACAGAUCAAGACGGCAUUCCAGUGAUUCGUCGUCCUCUGUAAAUAAAAUUGUCAAGGAAAGAGAAUAACCAAUCUAGAUUAUCCGCCGAAACAGAUUCCAUUGGGCGGAAAGUGCAAAAGAGAUGGGAAGUUAUAUGGAUUGACCACAGAAAAUCAGUGAUGACACCAAGUGUUUGCGAAAAGUGUAAGCAUGUCCUGCUCUACCGGUAGCACCCACCAUUCACAUAGUUUACAAAAGAAAGUAAGUAUUUAUUACCUGACGCCGCACAGCUGUACUCCUGCCAUGCGACGGCGACCUGUAACCAAACCAGACAAUCAUGAUUGAUGAACCUAAACAUCUAGUGACACGAUAGUGCAUUUACUGAUUUUGUGGAGACCAAUAAAAUAUAUUUGUUAA
Messenger RNA from Haliotis rufescens (red abalone), 1508 nucleotides. RefSeq lists its product as uncharacterized. Lineage: Eukaryota; Metazoa; Mollusca; Gastropoda; Lepetellida; Haliotidae. The record is from RefSeq and is a predicted model, not a curated record. The transcript has 3 exons. Bases 1 to 1179 code for a protein of 392 amino acids.